Messenger RNA from Aspergillus ruber CBS 135680, 2700 nucleotides. RefSeq lists its product as uncharacterized. The coding region runs from base 131 to 2323 and encodes 730 amino acids. The transcript has 2 exons. The record is from RefSeq and is a predicted model, not a curated record. NCBI's taxonomy places the organism in Eukaryota, Fungi, Ascomycota, Eurotiomycetes, Eurotiales, Aspergillaceae.
ACCUCUUUAUCGGAGUUGUAUUUGCGAAUGGACAUGCAGUGAUCCAUCUGAAACCGCAUGAUCGCUGCAUCAAUUGAAUUGCUUUGCAUGCCUUUGAUCGUAUUUUGGAAAAGAUUGUUAGAUACUCACAAUGCCACCUACAUUCAGAUCCUCCCGUUCAGGCCGCCACCUAGGCGAAGCAACUGCCGCCCGCACGCGUACCGGCCAAAUCGACCAUGAUGUCUUCGAAGGCCUGCCCGUCCGCCGCUGGACCCGCCAACACCAAACAAUCUCGCAAGCCCCCAAACCCGACGAAGCAGAAUCCAUUUUCCAAGGCCCUGGCGGAAAACAAACACUACCGGAACACCCCAUGCCAAGAGACAGUCAGUUGUUGACGCCUACGAGUAAGGCGCUUUUGCGUGCCGCGCGGGCGGGUUGUAUAUAUAUCAGACAGGCGCCGAAGGAGGCUGAGGACAUCAACCUUAUCAUCAACGAGGAGAAGGAGGCAGCGGAUACGGAGGAGGGUGGUGGUGCUGCUGCUGCUGCUGCAGGGCAGCCAAAAGCGGAGAGGAGCUUUGUGACGAGGAAGUGGAUGACGGUGCCGCGGCAGAUGGAGCCGCCGGAGGUGGAGUUUUUGGCGAAGAGACGGCCAGGUUUGCCUUCGUUGUAUGGGGCUGCUGCUACGGGUGUUGACGGGGCGCCUAAUGUGCCUAUGAGGCGGACGCGGUUCAAGAAGGUUGAUCCUGCAACUGGAAAUGUAUCUGUUUACGAGGCUUGGGUUCCUGAGGGCCAUCGCAUUGAAGGGGAGAUUACUGCGGAUGAUCAGGUUUUGCCUGGAAAUGCUGAAGCAACUGUCAAUUCUGAGGCGCCCGCACCGGGAACAGUGGUUGAGGGUGUUGGAACGGUUAACGGUGAGGGCGUGGUUGUUGCAGAGGCUGGCUCUGCGGCUGUCAUGACUCCCCCGAAGCGGCGACCACCUCCGCCCAAGCGCAAGGGCAAGGGCUUCAAGGGUAGGAGAAAGAAGGUCAUGUUCGCGCCUGGUGAGGGUGCUGAUGCGUCUGCCGUGCAUGGCGCUGGAGCUAGCGCUCGUGAGGGUACGAUGGACACAGAUGGUGCCAAGUCUGAAAAUGGUGAUGCGUCGCGUGGUGACCAGGGUGGUCAUGAGGAUGAUGAUGAUGACGGUGAAGAGGGCGAGGAGAGUGACGAGGGCGACGAGUCUAUGAUAGAUGCGAAGACGCCGGAAACGCCUGCCGCGGAAUUUGCUCAACCUACCCAAACUACUCAACCUGGUCCUGCAGAGAUGGCACCGGAACCACAAGCCCCUGAUGAUGCAUCACAAGCAGCCGAACAAGCUUCCGUCCCCGCUCUCAUUCCAGACAAGCCUAGUGAUGAGAAACCGGCUCCUGAGGAUGUAACCAUGACAGACUAUCAGCCUGAAUCUGCGACAUCUGAACCUCAACCAGCACCCGAUACACAAAAAUCAACUGCGCCAGAACAACCAGCACCUGCCGCGGAGACACCGACCGAGAACCAACCGCAGACAGAACAGCCCGCUUUUUCUGCCCCCGAAGAGUCUUCGGAAAAGCCGCAAGAGACAGACAAGACAGAGCCUAAUCAACAAGAAAACCAAGAUGCCAUGGACACAUCAGCAGAUCAGCCCCUUGAACAACAGCAGCCGCAACAAGAACAGCAACAGCAGCAAGAGUACGAGCAAGAGCAAGAGCCAGCCCCCAAGCCGGAACUAGAACAACAAGAACACAAUACAGCUGCCACCGAAUAUCACGAUGUGGAUGUAUUGGGUACUCUCGAGAAAAGUCUGGAUGCUCCUGUUAGCAGCGAACAGGCGGAACCUCUAAGAAAACCCGAGCCCGAGCCUGAGUCAAGGCAGGCGGAUGACUCGAUUGAAAAUAUUGCACCUGCAUCAGCACUAGCACCAGAACCAGAAUAUACACCAGCUGCCACGGCGGAAACGGGGAUAUCCGAAGAGCAGCCAUCGACCGAUAACCACGAAGUUGAAAAGCCUGCUGAAGAGCAAACUGAAGAGCAGUCGCAGCAGCAACAAGAAGAACAACCACCCAAGGAGGAAGAAGUUGAAGAUAAGUCUCCUGUACAGCAGCCAAUUGAGCAGUCACAAGAACAAGAGCAACAGCAACAACCCGAAAGAGAACAACAACCUACGGGAACCCCUUCAGCUGAGCACACAGAACCUACUGAACAACCUGCUGAACAACCUGCCGAACAACCGAAAGAGAAACCCGACCUCCAACCUCGACAACAAGCAGACGAAGCACAACAACAACCGCCAGCAGUACCAGCACAGGAGGGAGAACCUGGCCAGAACUAGGGUAAUUGUAAUUUAUAUUUCAUCCAUUAGCAAGUUAGUGUCGAUGUCUUCUCCUGGUGUAUAGGGAUUAUAAUCGAACGGUUUUCAAGGAAACUCGCAACGCAAUUUUGGUCAUCUAGGGUAGGUAAAUAAACUCUCUUCUUAAAAGCAAUAUACAAGUACUAUUGAGUGCAGACUACAGAGCCCGUAACUGCUGUUCUACGAGACAAUCCCGACCAGAACCAAAGAAUAAUCAAUUCCCUACCUCAUACAAGAUACCGAAUACAUUUCUACCUUUCUCAUCCCGUCGUUGACAAAAUAGACAAACAACCCCAAAUAAAAUAAUGAACAAAUAUGUAAAAUUCCAGAAAACGAUCCGCUCGACUCUCCACCAUCCG